AUGUUACAAAUAGACUUUGUCGACAGUAAGGGACGCUGCUUUGGCGAUGAAGUUGAUGAAGCAGAUUUAACAGGCGGAGUGCUUGACCUGUGGACGUUGGAAUGCAACGACGAAGCCAACGAAGACUUCUCAAGGUUGUCCAAAUUGCUCAACCAGUCCUUAGGGAAAUUGGAAAGCAUCAUUAUCCGAGAUGCUUGCCAAAUAUCACCACAAUAUCUCGCUCUACUGACAUCAUCAUGCAUUAAAACUAAUGAACUUCGACUGGAAGAAUGUACAUUGAAUGAUACUGUGUGCUCAUGCUUGAUGUCGAGCAUGACGCACCCGGAUGGAGUGAAGAAGUUAUCUAUAGAGCGUCCAGUCAAUCCUCAAGCUCUUUCAGCAUACCAAGCUCAGCUAAUCUUCAAGGGAUUGGCAUCUUCUUCUACACUUGAGAAACUCGAACUGUCGUUCCGUCUGGCAAAUAUUGAGGACUCUGGCAAGGCAUUGGCACAGGCACUGCAGCAAAACCGCAGCGUCAAGAUGCUGAAAUUGCAUACGCCCAAGCUCCAUAGUCGUGAAGUUCUUUGCGAUAUAUUCAAGGCUGCGACCAUGAAUGGUACCCUCGAAGUACUGAACCUAGAGUUGCAUAAAGGGGAACGACGCCUACCAUCGUCACUCUUGCAAGAGUGCCUAUGUCGGGAGCAUUGUUCUGUCAAGAGUCUAAUCCUGAAGAAUAUUGCUGUCGAUAGUGACUCUUGGGAAAAUACCAAGCAGAACACGUCGGUGACCACUCUUCACCUGGACGAAGCCAAUGUGACAUGCCAACAGGCAAUUGCAAUCGUCAGGUCGUUCAAGUCAUUGGAGCAUCUGAAUCUAGAUCACAACCCAUUCUUGGAGCUUGAGCCUUUGGAAGAUUUACUGCUUGAAGAAGGAUGUAAGUUGGAAACCCUUGUGGUGUCCAUGAAAUCCCAAAUUGACAAGCAUGACGAAUGGAUCAGAUUCUUUCAGAAAAUUGGAAGGAUGCAAUCCCUUAAGCGGAUUUCAUUCCCUGUUUUCGCAGUCGCUGAUUCGGAAAGCAAACAGACACUUUUAGAGGCACUUUACGUCAACACUAGCCUUGAGAGCACAUAUCUGAUGGAUGACAAGCACGAAUUUGAGCAAAACGUUUUCGUUCUUUUUUGCUACCACUUUUCAGUUCCCUUGAGCUUGAACAGAGGUGGGAGACGGGCAUUGCAAGAGCAGCCUACCGACCAACCUUUGCAACGAAAUUUGUGGCCCCUCGUUCUAGAGAGAGCAAUGCGAUUAAAAUACUAUUCGGUCCGAGACGAAUGGCAAGCUCCGAUAUUGAGAAGCCGUAGGUUGGAUGUCGUUUUCUGGUUGCUACGAGAGAAAUUAUUCACGUAA
This is a messenger RNA of Cylindrotheca closterium, 1383 nucleotides long. The record is from the annotation of a GenBank genome assembly. NCBI's taxonomy places the organism in Eukaryota, Bacillariophyta, Bacillariophyceae, Bacillariales, Bacillariaceae.